UUAUUCACUUAUAGUAUGUUGUUGUUGGAGAAUUAUAAUUUUAAUUUAUGUACGUAAAUUCGACUCGACUAAUUAAAGUGAUUAACUAAAAUAAGUGCACGCGCGCGGAGAAAGUGAUUAAGCACUUUUUUCCUCCUUAAUUUCAACUUUUGAGAAGUCUAUACUUUAAUGGAUUCCUACCGAAAUAUAGUAGCUUUAACAAAGAAAGAAUAGUGAAAAGCGAUAUCUCGCAAUGCUAAUCUCCCGUGGAUAUUAUCUACCGAUAAGAGCAUCCAUCUUUCAUCAGCUAAGUUAAAUGUGAAUGUAUAUGUGUGCGUGUGCACGGAAAUUUGCGCUGUUGGACAAUGUUUACGAUUUGAGCUGCUGCCGUUGCCGCUGAUGCUGCUGCUGUGCUUACACUCACACACCCACCCACGAAGUCAACGUUAAGUAGCACCUCCUGGACAGACAAGUCACUCGGGCAUACAUAUGCACUAUAUGAAUACAAGCUAAUAUUGCACAACAAUAAUAAUAACAACAAUAACAACAACAACAAUACGAAUUGCAGAUAACUCACAAAGCGCAUAAAAAGUAUAAGAACAAGCAAAAGAAAAGAAGAAAAAAGUAAAUACAUAUAAAAUAAAUUCCAUUGUCCCGCAUCGCGUCACAGCUACAAAAUUACAAGUUAAUUUCCGCAACGCAGAACUUUAAUACAUAUGCACAUACGUGCAUAAAUACAUUUGUUAAUCCUGUUUAUUUUUAUUUUAUUUUUUUGUUGUGGUGGGUGCAAGUCCACGCGCUCAAUUGAAUGUAUCCCACAUUGUGGUAGCAAUGAGUAUAACGGCGCGCGGCAAGUGGACGUCAGCGACUGCUGUGGCGACAGCGGGCGUACAGCGCAGGCGUGUGAUCAACAAACACAUUCAACAGAAGUAUCUGUUAUGUGGGUUUGCUAUACAUGCCUUCCUCGCCACUCCAGCCUACCUCUACGGCAAUGUCGUCGAAUCGGAUAAGGACUUGGUUUUGCGCAUUUGGCCCGCCAUUGUUUAUCAGGCUACUGGCCAGGUUUGCCGCUCCAUUUUAGAGCAUUUGGACACCGAAUAUCGGGGACGUGAACGUGAGACCACCGAAUAUCGUCGCUUCUUUCUUUGCGCUACGCUGAUCACAUGCUUGUCGCUUAUGAUUAGCGGCAUAUUCUUCUCAUCGGCUUGGGUCAUUAUUUCUACAACAACACAAGCAGUGGCUAUAGUAUUCUAUGGAUUCUUUGCGGGAAUUGGUUCUAGUCUCUUCAUUUGGAAGACCCACGUUAUUCUGGAGGCGGUACGUCCGCGCGAGGAUAAGUUUGUGCGCAAAACGAUACAUCUUUGCGGUGAAGCGUUCUGUCAACUCUUCCUCUCGUUCGUCUUCACCAGCUUACGUACACUCUACGGCACAGCACAGUCCAUAGUUCUCAUGUCCGCUCUAUUAGUGAACCUUAUACCCAUUAGUUUGAUCAUUACGCGUCAUCGCGAAGGUUCCAUAACCAAACGUAUUUCGAUGAUCACCGCGGAGAGCGCAUUUCCGCCACUACAUCACCAGUUGGGCGCCUUCCCACCCAGCAUUGCAGAUCAAAUCGAUGGCAUUGAGGUGCAGUUGCCACGCCCAUGGAAAAGUACAUUACGAGAACAACAUCCCGGACCUGCGACGGCUGCACUUUUUGCCGCAGCAGCGGCAGAAGCGCGUAGCAAUUACAUGCUGGCGGCCGACGAAGCGUAUGUGACCUUUGUAAAUCCGAAUGGUGUAGAGAUUAUGGAGAUUAUACCCGAAGAGGAUGAGACCGUGUCAAUGAUGCGCGGCAGCUCAGCAACGAUUGGUAAGAGUCACUCGAGCGUGGCAGCGUCGCAGAAAAUACAUCCAAAUGCUUCAUCGAAUGGUUUGCAACAGCUGGAUGAAGCGGCAAACGCUGGUGCGGCAGCUGAUGUUACAGAAGCUGGAAAUUUGCAUAAAUUCCAACGUUUGUCACGCAAUGUCACCACGCACAUUUGGAAGAGUUUGAAGGAGAAGACUUUGUUGCCACUACAACGCGCAUUGUUAGUGCCGAGGCUUUAUUCGACAACUCUAUUCAUGUCGGCGGAUAUUUUUUCGUAUGUAAUGUGUCUAACGGUACUACCAGGGCUGGCGGUCAGUCACCAUGCAAUCAAAAAUGCCGAGAUACCAUUUCUCUUCUCAUUGCUGGCAUUUCCGUGGAUGUGCUUCUCGCUGAUGACGCCACGCUUCGGUAGCAGCCUGUAUAAGCGAAAAAUCGAGUGGCACACAUUGGGCAGCGUAUGCAAGGCGUUGGCGCUGAUUCUCAUCAGCUUCUCUACAUCCAAACUUCAACUUAGCGUUUCUUCUGUGCUGCUGGGUUUUGGACAGUCGGUAACGCUUUUUCUGCAGGAUGUCGUAUUUCAGCGCAGCAUGCCACGCGCCCAAUGGACUGCCAUACGCUUUCCAGUGCAUUUCACUAAUGGUCUACUAAUGUUUGUGUGGGGCGCUUUAGCUCAUUGGGUUGUCGUGCAUUUUUCCUUUCAGGCUAGCGUCGGUUUAGCCGCUAUGCUUUACGUCGUGGGCAUGCUAACAUGGAAUAUGAUUUUCGUUUGCUGUAAUACCAGGGAUUGAAAAAAUUCUCAUGCGCAACUGUU
Molecule: messenger RNA, 2636 nt
Organism: Rhagoletis pomonella (apple maggot)
Lineage: Eukaryota; Metazoa; Arthropoda; Insecta; Diptera; Tephritidae
Exons: 7
Coding region: 811-2613 (600 amino acids)
Molecular function (GO): monocarboxylic acid transmembrane transporter activity
Source: RefSeq, a predicted model, not a curated record